Messenger RNA from Suncus etruscus (white-toothed pygmy shrew), 1121 nucleotides. RefSeq names its product solute carrier family 31 member 2 (gene SLC31A2). Gene Ontology annotation, biological process: copper ion transmembrane transport. The transcript has 4 exons. The coding region runs from base 76 to 501 and encodes 141 amino acids. The record is from RefSeq and is a predicted model, not a curated record. Lineage: Eukaryota; Metazoa; Chordata; Mammalia; Eulipotyphla; Soricidae. Gene Ontology annotation, molecular function: copper ion transmembrane transporter activity. Gene Ontology annotation, cellular component: membrane.
GCCGGACUCGGAGCCCGAAGACCCGAGCGAGCGGACGCAGGGCCGGGGUGGCCGCUGCUCACUCACAGCGCCACGAUGCAUUUCAUCUUCUCAAACAAGGUCAUGCUUCUCUUUGAUUUCUGGAGUGUUCACACCCCUGCAGGCAUGGCCCUUUCAGUGCUGGUGGUCCUGCUCCUGGCUGUGCUGUACGAAGGCAUUAAAGUUGCCAAAGCCAAGUUGCUCCACUGGGCCCUGGUGAGCAUGCCUGCCUCCAACAGCCAGCAGCUCAUUGAGGACACAGACCAGGACUCUGUAGCCUCCAACCUGCCCUCCCGUGGCACAACUCGCCUCAGGUGGUUCAUGUGUCACUCUGGCCAGUCUGUACUUCACAUCUUGCAGGUAGUCAUCAGCUACUUCAUGAUGUUGGCUGUCAUGACCUACAACACCUGGAUUUUUUUGGGUGUGGUGCUGGGCUCAGCUGUGGGCUACUACCUUGCCUACCCACUUCUCAGCUUAGGUUAGCUGGUGAAGGCUGUGCAGUGAGCUCUGGGGCCCUCUCUCAAAGGCCUACUUCCAGGCCCAUAUCUUUGUCUUCCAGCUCCUGAAAAAUUGCAACCAAGGUAGCAGUUGCCCCUCCCAGGGAUGAGAGACCGCUUCCCCUCCUGAGCCAGCCUGCAUAGACCCUGGCUUAGGCUUGUGCCCUAAUAAGGCUGCUGUGGCCAAUUCAAGGAAGAAGUCCUGGGGGCAGGGUUGCUGGAGCCCACAGUGACGUAUCACUGUGACUCAAAAGUUAAGCAUUUCCAAAGAUCUUCCAGAUGGAUAGAACCAGGUGACGGAAGCCAUGUAUCCAGCUCCCAGUCUGCUCUGAUUUGUGCCUUAUUGGGAGGAACAUCUGCCUGAGUUUUGGAUCUCUUGGGAGGCCAAGAUCACACGAACUCCUGAUUUCUACCCAAGCGUCUCCGAAGAGUAUCCCCUCUGGAUCAUGUUGACAGAAUUCUCACUUUUCCCUUGGAAUUUCUGGUUGGCAGUUUUGUACAUGCACCAAACAUGAUUUUUUAAGAAAAAUGAAGUCAUUUCAACUUCAUUUACUCUUAAAGGAGGCAGCAUCUGCUGACACCUGUUUCCCUUUCUCUGGGGGACAG